Molecule: messenger RNA, 1733 nt
Organism: Oncorhynchus gorbuscha (pink salmon)
Lineage: Eukaryota; Metazoa; Chordata; Actinopteri; Salmoniformes; Salmonidae
Product: alpha-1,3-mannosyl-glycoprotein 4-beta-N-acetylglucosaminyltransferase C-like
Exons: 3
Coding region: 38-1501 (487 amino acids)
Biological process (GO): protein N-linked glycosylation
Molecular function (GO): acetylglucosaminyltransferase activity
Source: RefSeq, a predicted model, not a curated record
UGCUGUUAUUUCUCUUCCACCAGUGAGUGUCUCCAUCAUGAGGCUGGUGUGGAAGUCCCUGGACAAGAUGAGGUGUUUCCGUAAACGCUCCACCAUCCCCUUUCUGGGGGUCCUGAUCACCUGUCUCCUCUUCUUCAAUCUCUACAUGGAGGAUGGAUACAUGAUGGAGGCGGGUAAAAGACCGCUGAGAGAGACAUCAAUGCAUCCUUCAAACACUGAGAGAUAUGUUCACACCUUCAGAGACCUCACUAAUUUCUCUGGAACCAUAAACGUCACAUAUCGUUACUUCGCUGGGAACCCACUGCCCCGAAAGAAAUAUCUAACCAUUGGAUUGUCAUCCGUAAAAAGAAAAAGAGGAAAUUACCUCAUGGAGACGAUCAAAUCUAUUUUUGACCAGUCCAGUUAUGAGGAGCUGAAAGAGAUUGUGGUGGUGGUCCACCUGGCAGACUUUGACCUGGCCUGGUGUGAAAACCUGGUGCAGGACAUCUCCAGGAAGUUUGCCCACCACAUCAUUGCUGGGCAUCUCCUGGUGAUCCAUGCCCCUGAGGAGUACUAUCCAUCACUGGAUGGGCUAAAAAGGAACUACAAUGACCCAGAGGACAGGGUACGAUUCCGCUCCAAACAGAACGUGGACUAUGCCUUUCUCCUCAACUUCUGCACCAACCUCUCUGAUUUCUACAUGAUGCUGGAGGAUGAUGUGCGCUGCUCACGGAACUUUCUGACAUCCCUGAAGAAGGUGGUCACCUCCAGGGAAGGCUCCUACUGGGUGAUGCUGGAGUUCUCCAAGCUUGGCUACAUAGGGAAGCUCUACCACUCAAGAGACCUGCCACGCCUGGCCCACUUCUUGCUCAUGUUCUACCAGGAGAUGCCCUGUGACUGGCUCCUCAUUCACUUCCGGGACCUGCUUGCCCAGAAAGACGUGAUCCGCUUCAAGCCCUCCUUGUUCCAGCACAUGGGCUACUACUCCUCAUAUAAAGGGGCAGAGAACAAGUUGAAGGAUGAUGACUUUGAAGAAGACUCCAUUGAUAUCCCUGACAACCCUCCUGCUAGCCUGUAUACAAACAUUCACGUAUUUGAAAACUAUGAUGCCACCAAGGCUUAUAGCAGUGUGGACGAAUACUUUUGGGGGAAACACCCUUCUACCGGAGACUUCUUUGUCAUUAUCUUACACAAACCAACUCAAAUCAGCAAGAUAAAAAUUGUGACAGGAACGGACGAUCGUCAGAACGACAUCCUGCACCAUGGAGCUCUGGAAGUAGGAGAGAAGCUGGUGGGGACAAAGAGAGGAAGGCAGUGUUCUUCCUACAUCACGUUAGGGGAGUUUAAAUAUGGCAACAUUGAGGUUCAAGACGUGGACCACAAGAUUGCCUUUGACAUUGAGUGUGUUCGUAUUGUGGCGACUGCCAGUCAGAAAGAAUGGCUGAUUAUUAGGAGUAUAAGUCUGUGGACUACACAACCUCCCAGUCAAUGGUACACGGAGGGACCAUACCGUUUAGACUAAAGUUUUAUAUUCACGGGCCUAUUCAUUUAUAUUGAUUAUAUGUUGGAGGCUCUAUGGUUUCUUUUAUUAUCUGUUAUAUUUGACAUACAAUAAAUAUUUGAGGAUUUGAACGUUAUGUGGGUUCAACGUUGUAUUUUUGUUAUAAAAUAAAAUGCAGACAAAUGUGUUUCCGUUUCCAAAAGAGCACUUAACAAAGUUAGUGAUUUUCACAGUUUUACAGAAAAUACCAUCU